AACCACAACUCACUUCAUUCACAACACCCUCACCCCUGUUCCACAUCAGGGACAGAGGAAACAGAGCACCCAACCCUCGCACAAAAAGGAGAUUUCACCACAGCUUCAAGGGCCAUGGCGCCGUCCUAUGACAAGACCAUCGCCACGGCGGCCUCGUUGGCAGCCUCCCUGAUGCUCGUCCGCAGCCUGGCAAGCGAGCUGCUGCCAUCCGAGGUGCGGGGUGCGCUGUCCACAGCCCUCAGCAGCCUGCGGGCACGCAUGACGUGGCAACACACCAUCGUCAUCGAGGAGAACGAGGGAUGGUCCAGCAACCGCGUCUACAGCGCCGUCAAGGCCUACUUGGCCACGCGCAUCAACGCCAACAUCAAUAUGCAGCGCCUGCGCGUCAGCAGCACCGACGAAUCUGAGAAGAUGGUCGUCAGCAUGGAGGCGGGCGAGGAGAUGGCAGAUGUGUAUCAAGGAGCAGAGUUCAAUUGGUGCCUGGUCACCCAUGAGGUCAGUGGCGACCCGAACAACGGCGGCGGUGGGGCGCGGGAGGUCAGGUCCUAUGAGGUGAGCUUCCACAAGAGGCACAAGGAGAAGGCCCUGAAAGAGUACCUCCCGUUCAUCGUCGCCACGGCCAAGGCCAUAAAGGACCAGGAGAGAAGCCUCAACAUCUACAUGAACGAGCGCUACGACGAGUGGUCCCCGAUUGACCUCCAGCACCCCUCCACCUUCGACACCCUCGCCAUGGACCAGAAGCAGAAACAGUCAAUUGUUGAUGACCUCGACCGGUUCAUCAAAAGGAAGGACUACUACAGGAGGAUCGGUAAGGCAUGGAAGCGCGGGUACCUGCUGUACGGCCCGCCAGGUACCGGCAAGUCCAGCCUCAUCGCCGCCAUCGCCAACCACCUCAGGUUCGACAUCUACGAUCUCGAGCUGACUGGGGUCAAUUCCAACUCGGACCUCAGGAGGCUUCUCGUCGGGAUGACCAACCGUUCCAUUCUCGUGGUUGAGGACAUCGACUGCACCAUUGAACUCAAGCAGCGGGAGGAAGAUGACGAGGAGGAUUCCAAGUCCAAUUCUACAGAAAAGAAGCCAGAAGACAAGGUCACACUGUCUGGACUGCUCAAUUUUGUUGAUGGCUUGUGGUCGACAAGUGGGGAGGAAAGGAUCAUCAUCUUCACCACCAAUUACAAAGAGCGUCUCGACCCGGCACUCCUGCGGCCUGGCAGGAUGGACAUGCACAUCCACAUGGGGUACUGCACCACGGAGGCCUUCCGAAUCCUUGCCAACAACUACCAUUCCAUCGACUACCAUGCCACCUACCCAGAGAUCGAGGAGCUGAUCGAGGAGGUGACAGUGACGCCUGCAGAGGUCGCCGAGGUUCUGAUGAGGAACGACGAUACUGAUGUUGCGCUCCAUGAUCUUGUCGAGCUCCUGAAGUUAAAGAAGAAUGAUGCCACUGAGAUCGGGACUGAAAGUAAGAAGGCGGAGGAGAAGAAAGACUCCAAUGAGAUCAAGACCCAGAGUAUGCAGGUGGACGAGAAGAAAACUGUUGAUGAGAUCAAGACUGAAAGUGUGCAGGUGGAGGAGAAGAAGGAUGACAAAAAGGUGGUGGUGAAGAAUGAUUUUACAGAAAACGGAAGCGACUAGGAUUGCGGAAGGUGAUGGUGACCAGAGACUGCGUGUACCAUGUAGAUAGGUCCUACAGGAGAUCCAUUGGAACAUAUGUCGAUCAUUUUGACAGCUAAAAGCAUUGUGUUUUUUAGUUUUUCGACGCACCUGUACUUAACAGUGUGCUUCUAAAUAACUUUGUAAGUACUGUUGCGAUAAGUUAUAUAUAUGUAACUUGACAACUUGCAUAAGA
This is a messenger RNA of Hordeum vulgare subsp. vulgare (domesticated barley), 1849 nucleotides long. RefSeq names its product AAA-ATPase At3g50940-like. Bases 115 to 1635 code for a protein of 506 amino acids. The record is from RefSeq and is a predicted model, not a curated record. The transcript has 2 exons. Lineage: Eukaryota; Viridiplantae; Streptophyta; Magnoliopsida; Poales; Poaceae. Gene Ontology annotation, molecular function: ATP binding; ATP hydrolysis activity.